This is a messenger RNA of Alternaria conjuncta, 2985 nucleotides long. RefSeq lists its product as uncharacterized. The transcript has 2 exons. Bases 1 to 2985 code for a protein of 994 amino acids. NCBI's taxonomy places the organism in Eukaryota, Fungi, Ascomycota, Dothideomycetes, Pleosporales, Pleosporaceae. The record is from RefSeq and is a predicted model, not a curated record.
AUGGCAUACGCUGACGAGGAUGAAAUCGACUGGAGCGACGGCUCUUUCGGCGCUCCAUCUCGAAUACCGAUCGAUGCUACACCAAGUUCAACUACUCACAACCCAACUGCGGACGCUCAUGAGGAUGAAGAUUCACUCUUCGUGUCGGAAACCUACGAUCCACACCGGAUACCCAGUGGUUCUACACUUGCAGCUGCUCCUGUGAACAGCAAUGACACAUUCCAAAACCCUUCGCGUGUCCAACGAGCUCGAGCCGGUGUUCACCUGAACCGUCGAAUACCCUCCAAGGCGGACUACGUGAACUACGUCCUUUACCAAGCUAGCCAGAAGGCUUACGAAGCCACCUUUCUGAACAACUUCGUAGCGCAUGCCCUGCAUCCCGACCGCCUCGCUCAGUGUUCUGAAGAUGCAAACAGCGGCCGCCAAAGCAUCGCCGAGUACAUGAAGUCUGUAUCACAUGAGGUCAACGGUAUCACGAAGAAAAUGAUCUGGAAUGGCCAUUGCCGCACUGUACACCUUCUCGCUGGAGACGGCAUGGAUGGCGCGCCGUUCCUCGAUCUACAUACUCUCGACACCAGACCCUUCUCGAAGUACGGUCCUGGCAAUCUCUUUCCCGUAGCAGACAGAGUCAACGUGUCUUGGCACCGUACCAGCUCCCAUCCUUCGAUGGUACGAUACUCAACCAAGGAGUACGAACUUGGCUACCAGGCCGGUCCAUUGGAGGAUCUCGACGCUGUAUCCCAGACACUGUUUCGAAAGGAGAACUUCGGUGUAACUUUGCCGAUCGGACGUGCCGUCAAGCUGUCAACAUCCAAGAAGCGCAAAGGUCAGAACAUGCCUGGAGCAGCAACCAGAGAUGACAGAAUGGUCUCGUCUCGUCGGGACUGGAUUCCUUUCCCGCAGCUGGCCACAAUGUCGGACUUUCACGACCCUCAAUCCAUUACAAGCACUCCUCUCGAUAUCGUUCACGAAGCAAACGCGGCUGAUGCCCACCAAGAACCUCGGAUACUGUCAGAUCUCAGCAGACUCUAUCACGACUCUGUAGAUGCUCUGUCUCCAGAUCUUGGACAGGAAGAAGAACUACAUCGGCCUUUCCCUCGUUACGCAGAGCUAUUAAUUCCCCAUGAUCCUGAAGUACCGAUCAGCGACCGUGGCGGUGCAUGCAAGCAGGGCAACAGCACCGAGCACGUAGAGAAGGUACACCACUGGCGAAACAGGCUGAUCAAGGAUCACAAGCGCCGGCUGACACUUAAGUGGGGCAACCCAUCGCAGGCUCUCGAUCAUGCAUUCCAGAACUUCAAGCAAGUUGUCGCAGCAGCCAUGUCUAUGGGUAUUCGUCCCAUCGCCCACGACUACCAGAAGAAGCUCGAAGCCAUCGCAUCCAGAGAGCGACUUCAAGAGCAAGCGGGAAUUUCUGCUCGGUCACAGCAGAAUAGUGAGCGCCUGUCCACUGAAACUACCACGGCUGACUCUUGUGAACCGCAAUGUCUUCCAGUGGACUCAGACAUGAAUACUCCCGAGUCUUCCUCCUUCUCUCCUCCACAAAUCCUUCGACGAGAUAUUGGUAUGUCUUCGGACAUAUCCAAUCCCGAAAAGACAUCCUCGGAGCCCUCUAAGAAGAGGAGGAAGAAGAACCAAGCCGUGAACAAGCAAAUCAUGCGAAGUCACUCUACCCAGCAGCAGUCGACUGCACCCAAGCUAAACAAGCCAUCGACCAAUCAGUCAGCCGUGAAGGCUCCGUCGGCACACAAAUCACCAUCGUCCCAUCCGAGUGGAUCCACGACUUUGGAACCCCAUCAACACCUUCCCCCCAACGCCUACUUCGAGCCGAUCUCAGUAGAUGAGAAGUACGCGUGGCGUUGUCGUUGCAAACAUGCAAUGGGCCACUACUACAACUCCGGGAGCCGCAAGAACUGUCGAGGCUGCAACACCUCGCUCAGUGACAAUCACGCUGUUGAGAUGGACUUUUACAUGCCACUGAGGUCCUUUUACCACCAACCCGCACCAGACAUGCGUUGGAAGCCUAGCAAGCAGGCUGCUCGACUUCGCAAAUCAGACCGACCUUGUCACAACGCUGUGGCGAAGGACGCAUAUUGGGAGGCCGUAAGUACUGGUGCGACUGAAGAAGAGGCUCGGCAGGUUGCUGUCGACGCAGUGGUUCGUUACCUGCGACCAAAGCCACCGCCGAAAGCGCCGACGCCUGAGACGACACCAGAGCCAGAACCAGAGCCCGAUCUUGGUCCCCAUCCUAGUGGCUCGACUACUAUGGAACACGGUCAGGAGAUUCCCGACGGCUAUUACUGGAAGAAGCAGAAAGCAGACGAGCAAGUUGCCUGGCGAUGCGACGUCAACCACGGUCUCGGACGGUACUACCUAGCGGGCGACAAGAAGACCUGUCCAGGAUGUGGAGCUGGCCGGACUAGUCUAGGCAAAAGCGAAGAUAUGGACUUCUAUCUCCCGUCCGGUGUCGUCGUCCGCCAAGAAGCACCAGGCCUCUCCAUAUGGAGACCUAGGAAGCCAUACAAGAUAGGCAAACCCGCUGCUACGAAGCGGGAACCGGUUAGUCACAACCAAAUGUGUGCGAAGGUGUAUUUUGGACUGCUCGCCGAGGGAAAUGAAGCAGAAGAGGCUCUAAGGCUUGCAAUAGAGAGAGUGGAUAGUGAGCUGGACAAGAAACAAGAAGCUAAGAUGAAACGACAGGAAGCGAGAGAGGAGGUUGGAGACGAAGAUGCGGUUGAGGGUGCUAGCUCUUCUGUUAGUGUCGAGAGGAGGGACUCCGCUGCUACGAGUCGCAACUCGAGAGGAGGCUGUACCAUGUCCCUCGUCCCGAAGAAGCGUACCAUGGAUGACGUCAUUGAAGAGAGUUUGGGUGAGCUUGUGGGUGAUCUUGAAGAUGGGGAUGUGGGAAGUGAAGGGGAGUCUGGGGAUAGUGUUGCGAUGUCGUCUUCUGAUGAGGAAGAUAGCUCUGCCUCGGACUCGGAAUGA